AUGGCUCCUCGCAGAACAAAACCCGCACGCAAACCCACAACCACAUCUACCUCUGCAUCCUCAUGUCCAUCUCCAACUAGCCUUCCAACCCCUAUGGAGAUCGAUGACAUUUUCCUUUCCGACUCGGAGUUGAGCGAUGCGCAGUCUCUAAUCGAGCCUGAAGGCUUCUCGUUACUGUCCCCGGACGAGUCUAGCGGCGGCCGCAGCCAAGACGAGAUGCCGCCCGCCAAAAAGAAGCGCCGUGUGGCCGGCCCCAAGGAACGCCGAACACAGCACCUCGACCUCACUCCCCGCCCGGGUUAUUCGGACUACGGUGAUCAAGAGGCCCAAAUUGAUCUGCUUGUCAACACUAUUCGAGGUCACAAGAAAAUUGUGGUAAUUGCGGGAGCUGGCAUCUCCACCUCUGCAGGCAUUCCCGACUUUCGCUCUGAAGAUGGACUUUUCAAAACUUUACAAAAGAAACACAACCUCAAGGCGUCGGGCAAGCUGAUGUUCGAUGCUGCCGUCUACCAGGAUGAAACGUUGACCGCUACAUUCCAGGAGAUGGUACGGUCGCUAUCAGAAGAAGCCGAGAAAACCUCCCCCACCGCUUUCCACCAUAUGCUCGCCCGACUAGGAAGUGAUAAUCGCCUGACUCGGUUGUAUACCCAGAACAUUGACGGUAUCGAAACGUCAAUGGAUCCUCUGGCUACUCAGAUUCCAUUGAACAUCAAGGGGCCAUGGCCGCGCACUAUACAAUUGCACGGAAGUUUAGAAAAGAUGAUUUGUCAGAAGUGUCGGCAUAUGGGAACAUUUGAUCGAGCCAUGUUCGACCGUCCGGACCCGCCUGAGUGUCCGGAGUGUGUAAUAACGAACCAACUCCGUUUGGAAACCGGUCAACGCAGCCAUGGGAUUGGGAAAAUGAGGCCACGCAUUGUUCUAUACAACGAACACAACCCGGAUGAAGACGCCAUUACCUCUGUCAUGAACGCUGAUAUACGCUCGCGACCGGAUGCGCUAAUCGUGGUGGGGACAAGUUUGAAGAUUCCCGGGGUACGUCGCCUUGUGAAGAGCCUGUGCUCGGUAAUUCGGAGUCGGCGCAAUGGAGUCACCAUGUGGAUCAACAACGAAUUGCCUUCGGGUAAAGAGUUUGAAGACUGCUUUGAUCUGCUGGUCAAGGGCGACUGUGAGGAAGUGGCACGACUCGCGCAAUUGAAGCGGUGGGAUGACAACUCCAAGCCGGUAUUUGACGAGUGCAACUCUGCUGAUGUCGAGCGGAUAAAGACCGAGCAAGGGCCGCUUUCUGUCGUUAUCAAAACGCCCAAAAAGUCCAAGGUGCAAGCUCAGACUGGGAUGCUUACGCCAUCAUCCAGCUACGAUGGCGACGCCGAGACUACUUUCAACACUACACUUUCAAACCCUGCUAGCAAAGGACGAAAGCUUACCGAGAUACUCAAGGCCAGCAAGAAGGACGCGCUCAAGCCCAAUGAGGCACCUAAGCCCAAGGGUGCCGGUGUUAAAAAGCCUGCGCCUAAGAAGAAGUCCAAGAAGGAGCCGGCCAAGAAUGCCAAAAUCACCACAUUUAGCAAAGUCACCAAGGCUCAGAAAGUUAUACCAGACGAGAAAUCCAUCAAGCUCGAAAAAGACGCGCACAAGGCAAUGCAUCCUCUGCCACCCGGAGCAGCGCGCACCAAUGCACCGAUGUUCCCUGGUCUGGCCAAGGACGACUCCAAGUCGACGCCAAGCGGCAAGCACCGCGGCGAGCUGGAGACGAUCUCACCCGACCGCAUUCCCAAGGGUAUGGCCAGGCUGCUGAAUUAG
Molecule: messenger RNA, 1800 nt
Organism: Aspergillus mulundensis
Lineage: Eukaryota; Fungi; Ascomycota; Eurotiomycetes; Eurotiales; Aspergillaceae
Product: putative SIR2 family histone deacetylase (Hst4)
Exons: 2
Coding region: 1-1800 (599 amino acids)
Biological process (GO): pericentric heterochromatin formation; regulation of DNA repair; negative regulation of transcription by RNA polymerase II
Cellular component (GO): mating-type region heterochromatin
Molecular function (GO): histone deacetylase activity, NAD-dependent; NAD+ binding
Source: RefSeq, a predicted model, not a curated record